AUGGCAACAUCCCAUCCUUCUCGAAACCAAUCUCCGGCGACGGUUCCCAUCGCCCCAUUGUCCUUCACGACGCCUACGACAGCGAAGCAAGUCCAAUCGACGCAGCAGUUUCUUUCCACCCCGACUGUAUCUUCUGACCAUGACAACGACAAUGCUCCCGCUGCAUUUGGCUUUCCAUCGACGCCAGUGAAUAUGAUAAUGACACCCAGCAUCGUCAAUACACCAUGCAUCACACCAAUUCCCGACCCUUGCAAUUCCAACGACUCCAGCAGCCUCGAUGAGUUCGACGUUAUGCUCAGCCACGAAGACUUCCCCAAGCUUCUCAACAUUGCAGCCCAAGUCAAAGGUCUUCAGGUCAACGGCAAUAUGGCCGCUCAGCAGCAAUCAAAUGGCAGGGAUGGACCACUCGAAGCGACGGAAGUACUUUUGGCUGUCGCGAAACUGCAAGAGCGUCUUCUCAGUCCGACCGCUGCAAGAUCCCAAGAACUCUCCGUCGAACCUCGCAAGAUUCUUCGCGGUAGUUACCCCAUGACAGAUUUACUAUUUGACGAUUCCUUAGCCAUUCUACAGCACGAGCUCGAUCGGUGCCAACAACAGAUUGCCUUGCAGUCCAACGAAGCAGCGCCUCCACCCAAAAAGAAAAAGAAGACCACCAUCAAGUCCAACAAAGAAGCCAUUGCUAUCAAGUACUCCAAGUGGCAGACUGACAUUCUCAUGCAAUGGAUGAUUGAGCACAUUGAUAAUCCGUUCCCCGACCAAGAUGAAGUCCAUGAACUCAUGCACCAAACCAACUUGACCUACUCCCAAGUCAUCAACUGGACGACCAAUGUUCGUAAGCGCAACCGCAAGGCCACAUGCGAAGAGAAGAAGAAGCCGCAUCACUUCAUUGACUUUCUUUUUCUGGCCCAGAAGCGAGAUUCUGUACAGGAGGAAAGAUCCAUUACUCCUGAGCCAGCUAGCCGCAAGAUCUUCGAUACACCCACAACCAACGCCGAAAACUCGACCCCCGGAACGGCGUCUCGGAAGAACAAGCGUCGAGCUGAUUCAUCGCUUCCACCUUUGUUAUCCCCUGCGAGUCAACUCCACACUCCGCAAGCUGUUUAUGGUCCGUCUCCAACGUUCUACCCGCAAACUCCAACCACUUACUUCAACUCGUAUCCCUCGGGCGAUAUGCUUGCCUUUCCCACGUCUCCAGCAUACUACUACCCUUCAUAUCUUGUGCAGGGCUUUCCCUACAACCACGGCGCUAUCUACGAGCAGCAGCAACAAGGGCAAGGCUACCAUCCUGCACCACCGCGACAGGUGCCACCAUUCCGUCCCUAUCAGCGCAAGCCACCGUCCCGGCCUUCCACCCCUUCUGGCAGCGAUCCGUACCUUCAGCCGAUCAAAGAGGAAGAUGAAGAACUGCAACCAAGCCCCGUCAAGGUUGAGUCCAGCACUGAACGGAAGAGCUCUGUUGCCACCACUAAAGUCAAGGAAGAGCCAGGAAACGAAGAUGUAUCUUCUGCCGUUCAGCACAAACCGGAUAGUGCCCCCAGCAACGGUGAUGUUCAAGUCAAGCAAGAACGUGUUUCGCCUGUUACUGCAACGUCUGCCCAGUUUCACUUUGAGGAUGGCACUGCCAUGGACCCCAUCGAUCUCGAUGCCCCCGUGGACAACUCGCUCUUGCACGACUUUGCCAUGUUUUGGGAGUUCAAUCUGGAAAACGACGACGAAGUGGGAAGCAAGAAUGAUACUGAAGGUCACGCUAUGUACGUCCUCCGCCCAGAGCAGACUGAAUCUUCGCAAGACGUUCCGGCUCUCAUGGAGGAGAAAUCUCGCAACGAGUCAUCGGCUGCCACGGACAUGAAAGCGGACGAUGUCCCCUCGGAUGCCAUGGUUGGAGUCUAG
Molecule: messenger RNA, 1890 nt
Organism: Seminavis robusta
Lineage: Eukaryota; Bacillariophyta; Bacillariophyceae; Naviculales; Naviculaceae
Source: the annotation of a GenBank genome assembly